Acanthochromis polyacanthus (spiny chromis) is the source of this 3914-nucleotide messenger RNA. Its product is annotated as zinc finger protein 862-like. The transcript is spliced from 11 exons. The coding region runs from base 156 to 2807 and encodes 883 amino acids. The record is from RefSeq and is a predicted model, not a curated record. Lineage: Eukaryota; Metazoa; Chordata; Actinopteri; Pomacentridae. Gene Ontology annotation, molecular function: protein dimerization activity.
AAUAUGACGAAGAAGAAGGCACCCGGAAGAGUUGUCAGGUUUGGUUUUCUUUUGUUUUGUUUGCGGCCACAGUUCCAGGACAAAGUUAGAGCCCCAGUUUUGCAGAAGAGUGGUAGUUUUUGUAGGAGGUUGUGUUGUUCGCAGCUGAGCUAAGAAUGUCUUCAGUUCAGUAUCUGAGAGAGGUGAUCAGCGAGAGACUAACUGCUGCUGCUGAAGAAAUAUUCACAGAGUUUGAAAAAACCAUCGUCCGGUACGAGGAGGAGAUCGACCGUCAGCGCAGACUGCUGGAUAACAUCUGGAAACCACAGAUCACCUUACAAAUACCAGAGCCCCCACAGAAACAUGUAUGUAUGGAGGAGAAGAAUGUCGCUGUUCAGCAGCUCUGUAACCAGGAGAGGAACUCCAGUCUGGACCAGGAGGAGCCAGUUCAUUCACAAAUUAAAAAGGAACAGGAGGAACCCUGCAUCAGUGUGCACCAGGAGGACCUCAAGGUUUUAAAGAUUGAAGAGGAACAGAAGGAACUCUGCACCAGUCUGGAGCAAGAGCAGCUUGUACUACAGCAGGAGACGGAUUUCUCUAUGGUGACUCCUACGUAUGAGGACCACAGUGCACCAGAACCAAACAAUAACCAGCUCCUUUCUCACAACUCUCCUGUAGCUGAGAGCCGAGGUCCGGAAGGAAGCAGUGAGACUGUCGAACCACCCUCGAAGAAGGUCAAGCUGUCAGAGCCAGCCAAGACAAAGAAGACAGCCCUGACUCAGAAAGAGCGCGACAGCAACCGGCAGAUAAAAGCAGAGUGGUUCGAUUCUCACAAGUGGCUUCUGUAUGAUAAAGAAAAGAAUUUGUUCUUCUGUUUGGACUGUCUGGCUGCCAAAAAGGACAACAUCUUUACCAAGGGGAAGGAUGCGAGUGUGCCCAAGAAAGAUGACUUGACAAGACAUCAGAAGACGGAGGACCACCAGCUAGCAGCUGGUGGUAAGCAAGCCAGCCUGAGGAUGCUGAAGGCCAGGACCUCCACAGACAACAAAGCAAAAGAGAGCAUUGUGGCUGCCAUGAAAGCCACCCUCUGGAUGGCUCAAGAAGACGUCCCAAAUGUCAAGUUUGGCAGCCUGGUGGACCUCCAGUUAGAAAAUGGUGCCAAGAGCCUUCGCAUCCUGGAGAAAGAAGAUGGGUCGUUCCAUUACACCCAUCACACUUCUGUUGAGGACCUGAGAGCAUGUAUGGUAGCAGUUGUAGAGGAGGAAAUGCUGAUGGAGGUGCAAGAGGCAGAGCUGUAUUCCCUGGAAGCAGUCGAGGCUAUUGACUGUGCAAACAAAUCAGUCUUGAUAGUUUACAUAAGGUACCUGGGUCACGAUGGAACCCCCAAAGUACGCUUCCUGGGAGUGAGAGAGCUGGAGAUGACAACAUCUGAUGCCAUUGCCAAGACGCUCCACCGACUAUUGGAGGCCAAAGGUCUAAACAAAUCGAAAAUGGUUGGUUUGGCCACAGAUGGGGCUUCAGUCAUGACUGGAGUAAACAAAGGCAUCACCACACAGUUCAGGAGGGAAGUGCCAUUUCUCGUCACCAGUCAUUGUAUGGCACAUAGGCUGCAGCUGGCUGCCGAGAAGGCAGCAAACCAAGUGCCGCUCAUUGGCAAGUACAUCGAAACCCUCAACUGUUUCGCUAGCGCUGUCAAAUUCUCUGCCAAACUCAUCAGGACCAUUGAGCAAAGCCAGAAACUACACACCGGACAGACAAAGAAAAUCAAAGAGGCAUUUUUCACAAGACGGCUCAGCCUGUGUGAUGGCACCCAGGCGAUAGCAGGCUGCAUUCCUGCGGUGCUUAGUGCCCUCGAGAAGGCAACAACAGAGGGCAAGGCGAAACUCAGGGGCCUGGCAAAUGACAUGGGAUCCUACAAGUUCAUCUACUUGACCCACUUCUUGGCAGAUGCGGUUGGUCUUCUGGGGAUCCUGUCGAAGCUGAUGCAAGUUGCCACACCGACUUACCAGCACCUCAAAGAUGGAGUGGACAACGCUGUCGUGUCGCUACUGGCCCUGAAGGAGGUUAAGGGAACCUGUGGCUUCCUGGAGAAGCUGGAUGGGACGUUCCCAGCCACAGCCCCAAGCUCAGGCAAAUCGGACUGGGAGGACCAUUUCAUAAAGGACACUGCCAAGCAACGUGAACAAGUUAAGGAAGCAGUGGAUCUGUUUUUGGAGAUGCUUGUGACCCAUCUCCAAAGCACUUUCCCAGACCAUGAUGUGAUGUCCAGCUUUGACAUCUUCCAGCCAUCACUCAACCUGCCAAAGAAGGAUGUCAAGGAUAAGCUGGAUAAGCUGCUCUGGAUGUAUGGUCGGCAGAAGAAGAAGGGGCGUGUGACACAUGAAAGACUUGUGGAUCCUGAUGCAGCCAAAACAGAGUGGAAGCUUCUGUCCCCUGUCAUCCCAAAGUACAGCACCAUGAAAGAGCUGUAUACCAGCUACGUACGUAUGAACUCUGAGGCCUACCCAAACCUGUCCAAGUUACUGCAGAUAGUCCUCACAGUGACAGUGACAUCUGUCAACUGUGAAAGAGGAGUGAGUAGGUACACAGCCAUAAAAACGUCUGCUAGGAACUGCCUCAAGGUGGAGUCCAUGGAUGAGCUCAUUACCCUGUCCCUGGAGGCGCCACCCUACAAGGAAUUUCCUUAUGACCUGUCAUUCAGGAUGUGGCACCUCAACAGGAACAGGAGGGCCUACCGCCAGAUGCUCCGAGCAGCCGAGGAAGAGUGUAAAAACGAUGAAAUUAACAUCCAUCCAUCCAUUCUCUAUACUCCGCUUUAUCCUCAUUAGAGUCGCGGAGGGUGCUGGAGCCUAUCCCAUUUUUAUACUAUUUUAUAGGUGGUGUAUAAAUAAAGUUUCUUUACUCAAAGAAGUUUGAUAAGAAGAAUGUUUCUUCCACUGUUUUGACAUAACCAACUAUGGAAGGACAGAAAAGCUGGAGCCAAAGUGAACAGACUCAUUUAAAGGAGUGGUAAAUCAAGAAAAUAGUUCAGUCUUGCAGUCUGAUACUUGGCUACAUCACAAAUAAAUACUGAUCAGCUUGAGGACAACCAUGUACAAUACAUACAUACAUACAUACAUACAUACAAAAGCCUGCAGAUUAAAUACUUUUUUCUUGAAUGACAGUGUUUUUUUCUUCUUGCCUUGAUUAAAGAACUGAUGGAGUCAAGACCUUAAGCUGUGACGUCUCCAUGUUAGCCAUAAAGAUAAUAACACUGCUAAAGGUAUAUCAGUAGACACAUUUCAGUUUGUCUUCCUACAUGUAAGAUUUGUUAAUAGGACAUUUAUACAUAAAUAAUUUAUGGUACACUGGAUAUGGUUGGUGACAGAACGUCAAGCACCAUCGCACUGAGCUCCGGUGCCCCCCAGGGAUGUGUGCUCAGCCCCCUUAUGUUCACUCUGUUCACCCAUAACUGCGCUGCCGAGACAGACUCUCCAAUGUUGUCAUCAAGUUUGCCGAUAUCACCUUAGUACUGGGCCUCAUCAGCAACAACGAUGCGAUUUGUUGCCCUUCCAUCAGGAAAGACACUGCACAGCAUCAGAACCCACACAUCAGGCAGCUUCUUCCCACAGGCAGUCAGACUGUCGAACACCCUGCGGCUACAACACAAAUAGACCUUCACCCAUCACCUCCAUACCUUAAACUGCAGCCACAUUAAUCUCACUCAUUAUCACCCCAGUAGCGAAUAUGACUGUGCCUGAUGUAUGCUUGUGUUUUUAAUUUAGUUUAGUCUUUUUUUUAUUUAUCUUAUAUUAAUUUUUACCUUAUAUAUACUCUUAAAUUUUUAUAGUAUUACUUUUAUUUCUGCGCUGUGAAUGGAUGUGAAAAACAUCAUUUCAUUUAACUGUGUACUAGGUACAUUGUUGAAUGACAAUAAAGCUGAAGUUGAAGUUGAA